Molecule: messenger RNA, 2048 nt
Organism: Oldenlandia corymbosa var. corymbosa
Lineage: Eukaryota; Viridiplantae; Streptophyta; Magnoliopsida; Gentianales; Rubiaceae
Source: the annotation of a GenBank genome assembly
GGCAAACAAAAAAACUUAUGAAAUAGAAGCAACCCUCAUUAUUGAUAUUGUCUGGGAAAAAAAAAUGAUGGAUGAUUAAUUAUAAAGGUAAUUAUAAACCGAAAAUAAUAAAAAUUGAAAAGCAUACGUUGGAUUGUUACGUUACUGGUUUGGUUGGUAAGGGGGGAAGCAUGUGGAAAGAAAUUAUGAGGAUGGAAAAUAAGGGUAAAUAGCACAAGAGAGAGAGAAAAAGGGUUGCUUGAAGAAUGAAGGGAGGUGAAAUAUAGAAGAGAGAAUGGAAGGUGGAGGGCUGUGGUUUUCAAAGCCAGCUUGCACAUUUGCAUAUAUGUUGGGGGGUAAUAUACUACAAACAAAUAAUAAUCUUAUUAAGUCAAGCCACCACCCCCCCAAUCCAUAUAUCAAAUGUGGAGUGUGGAAUGUGGUGGAGGGCACUUCCUGCCCGCCUGCCUGCCUAGCUUCAAAUUAAAAAAAAAAAAAAAAAACCACAAAAUUGAAAGAAGGUAGUAGACUAGUAGUAGUAGUACAUAGGUGUAAAAUACAACAUCAGUAAGUAGUCCAACUAGUCAGAGAAGAGACAAGGUUUGAUGAUCCCAUCAAUUUCAACUCUCUCCUCUUCCUCCCUCAUACCUACGUAGCCCUUGCCUUCCUAAUUUGGACGGACCCCUCUCCCUCUCUAUCUCUUCCCCAAUCUCACUUUUUCUCCCUCUUUUCCUUUCUGCUAAUUUACUUAACUUUGGUUCCACCCACCUGCCCAUACCCUCCUCCUCUUUGUCUUAGGUUUCAGACUCUACUUUUUACUUUUCAUUUUCAGCAUAUCUCCGAAUCCUCCUCUAUUUCUGUGUCGCUCGCACCUGAAUCUGAUCAUCCCCUUCCAACCUUCCCAUCUCUCUCUCUCAAGAGUCAAGACUAUGGCAGAGAAGGUGACAUGGAUGGUGCUCAAGGUUGAUCUUCAGUGCCCUUGUUGCUACAAGAAGGUCAAGAAAAUCCUCUGCAAAUUCCCUCAAAUUAGAGACCAGGUGUUUGAUGAGCAAAAGAAUUUGGUGAAGAUCACUGUGGUGUGCUGCAGCCCUGAGAAAAUCCGUGACAAAUUAUGCUGCAAGGGUGCUAAGGUCAUUCACUCCAUCGACAUCCUUGAGCCCCCCAAGCCCACCAAAGAGCCCGACAAGAAGAAGGAGCCCGAAAAGCCUAAAGACCAGCCCCCGAAGCCCAAAGUCGUCAUCCUCGACCCCAAAGAUGCUGACAAGCCACCCAAGCCUGCUGACAAGCCCAAGGAAGCCGAAAAACCUCCCCCUAAACCUGCCGACAAGCCCAAGGAUCCACCCAAACCUGCAGAAAAACCCAAGGAACCCGAAAAACCCAAGCCAGCACCAGAAAAGCCCAAAGACCCACCCAAACCUGCUGCUGAUCCACCCAAAAAACCCGAUCCAUCACCCGCACCCGCACCGGCGCCACCAAAAGGACCGGAAAUCCCGCCGCCAGUUCCGGUAGUGCCGGUGGCUCAAUCUUAUCCGGUCCCGGUAGGGUUUUGUUGUCCACAUUGCUACGAUGGAUACGGAGGUCCGUGUUACCAUGGGUAUGGAACGCCGCCACCGCCGCCGCCACGGCCGCAGUGCUACGAUGCUUAUUAUGGAUACGGUUACAACCGAGGAUGCCACGUCAGUCACUGCGAUUACUUCAGUGAAGAAAACACUUCUGGAUGCUCCAUCAUGUGAAUCACAAACUCCCGAAUGGUUUCUUUAUCACUUUCCAACCAAAAUUGUCCAAAACAACCAGUUUUGAACUCUGUAAUCUUUGUUCAUUUAUACUCCUACAUACUUACUAGAUAAGAUAGUAAUAAUGUUGUAUUUGGGAAAUUUUACUAUAUAUACUUCUAUCAUCAUAGGGACAGAGACGACCACUAAGAUUCAACAUUGUUCAUAUGGGAAAUGAAUUCAAAUAAUGUAUAGUAGCCUGAAUUUUGUGCUACUUAUUUACUUCCUUUUUUUCCCCAAGGAAUAUCAAAACAAUUUUUACUCCAUUUAUAAUUUAAAUACUAUACUUUCUAUUCA